UCUCGCCUCUGAGCUACUGAGAACGUCGAGCUGAAGAAGAAAGCUUGAAGCUUCCGCCAUUGCCGAUACGGCGUCGUAUUGUAGAGAAACUGACUUAGAAGUUGCAGGGACUUCAAAGAUGGAAACUAUGGUGUCCGGUUCAGAUGAACCGGAGUUGAAGCAUAGGAAUCUGGUCAUGCAGUGGAAGCAUCUUUUGGACCACAUUGACUUGCUCCAGACCCAGUUUGAAGAGCUUCAGGAACGGUUCGACUCGGAGCGGAACUCACUCCGGACCCAGCAGCAGGAGGUUGAGAAGCGCGAGGAGGAGUUGGGGGUUAAAGUUCUGAACUUUCAAUCGGAAUUGGAGUCCAAAGCUCAGGAAUUGUAUGAAAUCGAGAGAAUGGCGAAAGAGAAAAGAAGGGAGGUUGGUGGUAAGGAGAAAUGGUUGUUGGAAAUUGAGGAGUUGGUUAGGGGAAAUGAGAGGGAACGUGAUUUGAUAAAAAAUGAUAUCGAAGAGCAAACGGAGAAAUUGAAUUCGGUUGUGAAAAGUUUGGAUGAGAAGUCUAGGGAGCUGAAGGUGAAGAAGGAGGUCGCUGAAGUGAACGGAAGGCGAUUAAAUGCGAUGAAGGGGUCUAUUGAUGAGACCGUGAAAGAUUUGGUUUCGAAACAAGAGCAGGUUAAAGCGGUGCAGAAAUCUCUCGAAGAAUGUCACAAGGAGAUUCAAUCGAAAAAGGUGUUACUUGGUGGCCUUGAGAAAUCGAUUAGGGAAUGUUACAGUACACUCGAAUCUAAAGAGAAAACCAUCAGGGCAAUGGAGUUGAAACAAAAACAAUUUGAGUUGGUGGUUCAAGAGUGCCAAAAGCAUUUGGAUUCAAAAGAAAAGUUGUUGCUAGAAGGUUGCCAUGGACUCGAAAUGAAGGAGAGGCAACUUGAAGAACAGGUCAGAGUGCUUGAAUCGAAACAAAAACAAUUUGAGUUGAUGGUUCAAGAGCGCCAAAAGCAUUUUGAUUCAAAAGAAAAUUUGUUGCAAGAAGGUUUCCAUGGACUCGAAAUGAAAGAAGGGCGACUUGAAGAACAGGUCAGAGAACUUGAAUCGAAACAAAAACAAUUUGAUUUGACGAUUCAAGAACGCCGACAAAUUUUGGAUUCACAAGAGAAGUUGUUACAAGAAGGUUCCCUUGGAGUUAAAACGAAAGAGAGGCAGCUUGAAGAACAGGUCAGAGAGCUCGAAUCAAAACAAAAACAAUUUGAGUUGCUGCAAAAAUCCAAGGAAGACAUCCAAAAUCUGAAAUCCAAGGAGAAGAAUAAUUGUUCCUGGGAUGGCAGAUGCUUGCAGUUGCUCAUGAAUGAGCACUGGACGAGAACCGAUUUUGUAUGUAGUGAAAUUGCAGCUGUUCUUCAGGCAUCAUCUGACCCAGCAAAGCUCGUUUUGGAUGCAAUGCAAGGGUUUUACCCUUCAAAUCGGACCUUGGACACCACUGAGUUUGUCUAUGAUUUGACAGUUAUUAGGAGGAGUUGUAUUCUUUUGUUACAGCAGUUGAAGAGAUUCUCACUACAAAUCAUUCCUCAGGUGAGAAAAGAAGCAAGGGCUUUGGCGGCUGAAUGGAAGGCUAAGAUGACUGUGGCAACCGAGAAUGGAUUGGAGAUUUUGGGUUUUCUGGAGCUUGUUUCUGUGUAUGAAAUCACAACUGUUUAUGAUUCGAAGGAGCUUCAGAGUUUUCUUGGUAUAGUGGCUCAGCACGAGCAAGGAACUGAGCUAUGCCAGGCCCUUGGUAUCACAGAUAGGGCACCUGCAGGUAACAGCGUUUAUUUGCCUAUCAAAAUUGAGGAACCAGAAUUUUCACCUGUUAUAAAUGUAGCAAUUUUAUCUUCUCUGGAUUUUCAACCGAAUGCAAACACAGAUGCAAGGAAUCUGCAGGGCUCUACAAAUGAGCAUUUAAGUGAGAACGAGUCAGUACAGACCAAAAUGCUUUUUAAUCUACAAAUGUCAAUGGACCCAGGAGAAGUUGUUUUGAAGUUGAUAAAAGAAUCUUUGGCUCAGUGCUGGAGAAAAGGAGAUGUUGGUUGUGAAUCUGCUGUCAUGGAGGAUAGCAUUUCCCUGUUGAAUGAUCUAAUGGAUGUCUCCAUGCCUAUUGGACCAAAUGUGAUAAAAAAUGCAAAAGAGCUAGCAGUCCAGUGGAAAGCAAAAAUGAGAGUUGAUUCUGAAAAUUCAAUGGAGAUUUUGGGGUUUUUGCAGUUUAUAGUUACAUAUGGAUUGGUUUCUACCUUUAGCAGAGAUGAGAUUGUAAAGCUUCUUGGGACGAUUUGUCAGCAUAAAAAGGCCUUGGAAUCAUGCCAGGAAAUUGGUUUUGCAGAUAUGAUCCCUGAUUUUGUUCAGGAUUUUAUUGAAAGGAAGCAACUGAUUGAAGCUGUCAGCUUGAUUUGCACCUUCAAGUUAACUGACAGGUUCCCGCCGGUGUUACUCUUAAAAGAAUACGUGGAAGUUGCAGGGAAGUCUUACUGCACAAAAUGGCUGGUAAAAAGAUCACUUGAUGAAAAGAAUGAGGUGCUAGACGACCACAUAGCUGGUCUGAAGGCUGCGAUUCAAUGUAUCAAGGACAACAACCUCGAGCCAGAAUUCCCAUACAAGGACAUAGAAAAAGAGAUAGUGAAGCUGGAAAAGCAUAAGCUGAAUUGGAGAUGCUCGGUUCCACUUGCUGCCUUCAAGGUUCAACGAGAGCCCGAGAAAGGGAAGAAACCUGAUACCACCCGUGUAUCCUUCAAGAUCAAACCGCCAGAACAGCGUAACAGUACGCGCCUCAAACGGGUGGCCUGA
Pyrus x bretschneideri (Chinese white pear) is the source of this 2794-nucleotide messenger RNA. RefSeq names its product FRIGIDA-like protein 5. The transcript has 5 exons. Lineage: Eukaryota; Viridiplantae; Streptophyta; Magnoliopsida; Rosales; Rosaceae. The coding region runs from base 119 to 2794 and encodes 891 amino acids. The record is from RefSeq and is a predicted model, not a curated record.